AUGGAGUCGCUCUUUGUGCGGUCUCUGGCACUGGAAUCGGUAACCGUCCAUGCCCAGACGCUCACGAGCGCCUCCCGUACAACAGCUGACACCACUUUUGCAGUCGCUGAUGGACGCGAGGGCGUCAUCCGCGUAUACGCGGCCUCGUGCUCCGCGUUACUUCACGAGUUUGCGUCCAUCCAUAAUCGAGUGCACGCGUUACAUUACACGAGUUUUUCCGACAGUUUAGUGACACUCGAGAGUGAUGUAACGAGGGUAGGGGACCGUCCCCCAGCUGGCGACAACACGGACAGCGACGAGACAACGGCAAUGGAAAAUGAGGACGAGGCUGAGACAUUUCUGUGUGUAUACCACGACUGGCGGGCGCGCCAGAUGGUGCGUGGCUACACGUUGCCGCUUGGGGUGCUCGAAAAGUCGUCGUCCAAUCAGAAAGCCGAUUGUGUCGCUGUUUGCAGCUUUACGGGUCGUGUGGUUGUUGCAAUGGGGACACGACUAAACAUCUGGCAGUGUAGCCAUCAUUUCUUUGAACAUGUGAUGGAGCUCCAAGUAGACAUGACCCAGCGUCAUGCUUUCAUGCAACUUGAGUACGUGGCCAUCCACGGCGUGUACGUAGCUUACGCUUCGCAGACAGAGGUGCGCGUGAUGGAGAUCCACGUGAGGAGCUCCAAUGACUCGUCACGUUUAUUGGAUACAGCAGCAGCAGCGGCAGUAGCAGCGGUGGACAAAACGACGGUCUUGGAGAACUACAGUCGGAAACCGAACGAUCGAGACUCCGUGCCUGAAGACGCAGCACAUUGCAUGCAAAUUGCAAGCUUCGAAGACUUGAACGCGAUCGUACAAGUGCCAGUAUCGUGCUCGGCGUAUAGCACAAUGGAAGCCGAUACGAAACAAGAACAGAACGAGCGGCGUCUGUUUGACGAGCACGAGCAGAUCCCCAUGGUCCUUGGACGCAACGAAGCUCAGCAGGAAAUGUGGAAUCUCGCUGGUUUAGUGAAAGCUCAGGAUAUUCGCGCGAACCAGGCCAUGUCGUAUUACAUCAGUGAGAACGACGUGCGGGUGCUGCUGCGGCGCUAUUUGCCUCCAAAUCACCGUGUGCAGUCACUCAAGUUCUUGCCGGAAACGAUUGACAACCGCAUGUGUGUCGAGACGAGGAGCUACACGCGCUUGCUGAUAGCCACGGAGAAAAACGCGUUUAUUUAUUACUUUUUGUCCGACAAAGUCGACUUGACGAGGAAGAAAAUGUCCAAGAAGGUGCUAGGAAUGACCGAGCGAUCGAAGUCGAGGGGCAUGCAUACACCGAUUCAAGUAGGAGGCGUUGCUGACAAGCGAAGAAGCGAUUCUUUCGCUAGUGUGCAGAAAGAUGAAGACGAGGACCAGGAUGAGACAGACAAUUCGAUGGAGUCAGGACGGGUCGUGAUGCACUACAACUUUACUUCGGUUGUCACUAGCAUCACGGCUAACAGCUCUUUUCUCUUUGUCGCAACGCUGUCUGGGCUGCAAGUAUGGUCUAUUUGGAGUCCAUGUCACUACGUCGCAGCUAGUCGCGCAUUGAGCAGAUCACUCGUCCCUCAGCCUUCCCAGCCCCAGCUUUUGUGCACGCAACCCAUUCCGUAUCCGGUAUCACAGCUUGCUGCACUUGACUCAUACGUCGUCUUGCUCCCGCAAACGAAUGCGUUGGAGCGUCAUGGACCGAAUGACAUUUUGCAGCUCGCAAGUCUAGUCGCAAGCGAUCGUCUCCCGGAAGCUGAGUUUGAGUUGCGCUCGCCUCUCGACGUCUCAAGAAACCCGUAUCAACGCAGCAUCGUCAUUUUUGAACAGAGCCCGCCAUCGUUGAUAUUUUCCUACGUGCGGCAAGGCGUGCAAUCCGUCAACGGUACUUUGAGACCAUUCCAGAUCGACUUGCUAUUGAGCUUGUUUUCGUUGUACCGUUAUCGUGCUGAUGUGGGUUUCGACUUGCUGCGUCUUGCACUCAGCAACGACGCAUUUCGAGAUGAGGAUAUCGCUUCGAUGUCGGGUCAGAAGGAGAGACUGGCUCUCAAGCUUGAGACGAAGUUGUACGACCGUCUCGCUAAGGAAUGUGCGGCAGAUUUAGCCGCUGUCUUCAUGUCGGAGCACCAUCGCAACUUAGACCGAGCCGCUCUUCUGUUUGUUGCUUCGGACGUCCCCUCCAUCGAGGUGAUGCACCGUCUCGAUGCUAUCGUCGGGACAGUCGAUCGAUCGGAGGUCAUCCAAGCUACAGGGAAAUACCUGGACGCGUUCGUCUAUCCGCCUCCUAAAUCACUUGCUGACAUUUGCUCGCACAGACCUGCGCGAGGCGCCAACCCUGCUGAUACCGAGUUCACGAGGAUCGUGUUGUCACACUACGGCAAGUACUUCCCUGAGCAGCUUUCUCGGCUGAUUGUCAAUUCGUCGUUGGAAUGGACGUUGGAAGACAUCGCAUUCGCACUCAAACAACUGGGAGAGUCUUCGAGCCACAGCGCACGCGUGAAGAUUGCACGACUUGUCCUUAUCUUGCGUGCAACUGCUUUCCACGCAGACGAUUGGGAUGUUUUCCGGACACCCGAGCAAUCAUCUGCCGAGGACUUUGGCACGGAAUGCUCGUACACUUCCAUGCUAGCUUUAGUAGAUGACCUGUUGCAGAACCACGUCGAUGAGCUUGUGCACUUGGCGGUGACACGCCCAGACCUGCUUGUUCAAGAAAUAGCAAUGGCCAAGAGCGAACAGGGAGCAAGCUGUAGGCACCUUUCUAGCUCAAACCUGACCAAGGCGUUGCUUGAAGAUGCUCCACUGAAAUACUUGGACAUCUUGGAGCACAUUUUCAACAGUGCAAUAGGUGGCCAGGAAACCAUCCAGUCGACACUUCGUUUUUGCUUGAGUGCAAUCGGUGACGCUGCGGCGACGUCACUGACAAAAAUCACUCCGUCAUCUUCACCGUCACCGGAUGAGGUGCCACCAUCAGCCACGUCUUUCGUCCCAGACCAAGCUCUUGUACUCCGCUUUCUGGUGUUUGUUCUUCAGAUGUUUCCAGUACUUGAACAGUUAUCGGAAAAAGAAGAAGUACAAGAUGACGAAGAGGACUUGCACAAUGCGAAGGCAUCCGUGGCAGCAGAAUUAACGCGUUUGUGUGUCAAGUUGAGCUCGUUGUUCCAUGGUUCCGUUAACAGCGACGAAGGCGGGCAUGUGGAAUCAAUGCUGUGCGAUUUGUUUGAGCCAGCGGUAAUGGAAGCAGCUACCCACGGACAUCUGCCUGACUGGAUACAAGAGUACUUGGAAACGCGCUGUCUGCCAGCGACACCUAGGCUGCGCCAAAUUCUCCAGUUUCUUUUCUCCCAGGUUCUAGGAUUAUUGCACGAACGGGACUUAAUCAGUCCCCAAGACGUACUGUCAGCGCAUGAAAUAUUUGACGGAAACUCGCCAGAACAGAUGCGAUGGAAUGUCGAGAAUGAUUUGGCCGCGCUCGUUGUCCUCCUAACGUUGCCUCGCGUUUCCAGAACGGUGGACGGACUGAAGCUCAUCGCCCAACGCGCUGACUUCAGUAAUUUAUUCCUGCCGUAUGGCAAGAGCUUCUGCGUCACCCUGGAUGAAUGGCGCUUUCUGAUCAGUACCCUGUCUCCAAUCUCGCAACUGUCAACAGAGACGCGCAAUGAUGCGGUCCGUCACGAAGAUGCAAUUCUGGAGAAAAUCCUCAGCCACAUAUGCUUGACGCUCAGCCCCGAAGAAGUACUCCAAGUUUUGCCCGACGACGGCGAUCUUGAGUUGUACUUGUCGACCAUUGAAGUCAGCCUGCAAUUGGACCAGGUGCGGGAAAAGCAGGGCGUUAGCCAAACGGCGAAUGCUGUUGCAGGUUAA
Peronospora matthiolae is the source of this 3849-nucleotide messenger RNA. Lineage: Eukaryota; Oomycota; Peronosporomycetes; Peronosporales; Peronosporaceae. The record is from the annotation of a GenBank genome assembly.